GUCACAGAAGAGCUACUUAAAUACAACUUCACAUCACUUUCGAUUACGAUUACGAUGUAGUUCUUUCGAUUUAUCUUAUGUUUGCAGUUUUUCUUCGUAGUCAAAAUAAAAUUCCAUUGAGUCAAGGUUGUUCGUCAUUUAUUGCAAGAUUUGUGUUAAAUAUUGAAAAAUACAAGCUGCAAUGGCUCAGGCGACUAGAAAGAAAAAUGAAGCAUUCCUGGGUGCCAUUACAAGAGGGGAUUUAAAUGAAGUUAAAACUUACGUUUCAAAGAAGUUUACAUUAAAUUUCAUUCAUAACACAAAUAGGACUCCACUUAUUGCCGCAAUAUCGUCGAAGAAGAUCGAUGUGAUAAAAUAUCUAAUAGAAAAUGGAGCCGACGUUAAUUACCAAAGUUGUUACACAAGUGCACCUUUACAUUUUGCAAUAGUCAACAAGUGUCCACUAGAUAUUAUAGAACUACUUAUAAAUAAUGCAGAUAUAAAUCUACUUAGACGGUAUUAUACCGACCCUUAAUCGUCAGAAGAUUAUACACCACUUUCAGUAUCUGUUAUACAUAAAAAUUUUGAGGUUGCUAAACUUUUAAUUGAUAAGGGGGCCGACAUGUGUAAACAAAACUCUGGUAAUACUAUUGCUCUAAUCAUUGCUC
This is a messenger RNA of Tribolium madens (black flour beetle), 647 nucleotides long. RefSeq names its product serine/threonine-protein phosphatase 6 regulatory ankyrin repeat subunit A-like. NCBI's taxonomy places the organism in Eukaryota, Metazoa, Arthropoda, Insecta, Coleoptera, Tenebrionidae. The record is from RefSeq and is a predicted model, not a curated record. Bases 182 to 514 code for a protein of 110 amino acids. Gene Ontology annotation, biological process: RNA processing. The transcript is spliced from 2 exons. Gene Ontology annotation, molecular function: RNA binding; protein binding; RNA nuclease activity.